This is a messenger RNA of Perca flavescens (yellow perch), 6321 nucleotides long. RefSeq names its product pyruvate carboxylase b (gene pcxb). Gene Ontology annotation, cellular component: cytoplasm. Gene Ontology annotation, molecular function: pyruvate carboxylase activity; metal ion binding; ATP binding. Lineage: Eukaryota; Metazoa; Chordata; Actinopteri; Perciformes; Percidae. The transcript has 27 exons. Gene Ontology annotation, biological process: gluconeogenesis; pyruvate metabolic process. Bases 560 to 4102 code for a protein of 1180 amino acids. The record is from RefSeq and is a predicted model, not a curated record.
UCAAAGCAAGGGAUGAAGCUUAUGUGUGUCUGUGUGUAGAGAGAGAGACAGAGAGACAGAGAGAGAGAGAGAGAGAGAGAGAGAGAGAGAGAGAGAGAGAGAGAGAGAUAGAGAGAUUUAAUGUCAGGCAGGCGCAGUAGCAGACUCCUAUAUCCGACACGGAGACGGACGGUGCCAGCUGCUAGCUAAGUUAGCUAUAGUAGACAGUUAACGUUAGCUACUAGCUUCAGAGUCUUAGCGCCUUUACUACACAUGAUAUAAGGGCUUGAGCAAGAGUGUGUGUGUGAUAGGGUGUGUCGACGCUUCAGUGCCCGUUUGGCCAUCCCGAAGUCACUUCGUGUGUUUGUGUGUACAUGUGUGUGAGUGUGUGCGUGCGCGAGUGAGUGUGUAUAAACUCCCCUAUUCCUCUACUGAGCAGUCAACAUCUCUGUGAUUGUGCGUGCGAGGUUAGCACCAAGUGAAGCAAACGCACACAUAAACACUGAUAGUCGACUGUCAACAUUCCGUGUCCGGUUACCAGCGGAUUCACAUCAUUUACUGACACCGACACAGCACCAGCAUGAUGUUGAAGUACACUAUAGUCCGAGGCGGCCUCGGCCUGUUGACCGUGAGGAGGGCGUGUCUUUCCCCCCGCUUCACCCACUCUGCCCCGAAGACUGAGUAUCGACCAAUCAAGAAAGUCAUGGUGGCCAAUAGAGGUGAGAUUGCCAUCCGUGUGUUUAGAGCCUGCACCGAACUGGGGAUUCGAACCGUGGCCGUCUACUCUGAGCAAGACACUGGACAAAUGCACAGGCAGAAGGCAGAUGAGGCUUACCUGAUUGGAAAAGGCCUGCCACCUGUUGCGGCAUACCUGGACAUUCCUGACAUCAUCAAAGUAGCCAAGAACAACAAUGUGGAUGCCAUCCACCCAGGCUACGGUUUCCUCUCCGAGCGGGCAGACUUUGCCCAGGCCUGCGCAGACGCAGGAGUGAUGUUCAUAGGACCAAGCCCAGAAACUGUCCGCAAGAUGGGAGACAAGGUGGAGGCUCGUUCCCUGGCCAUCAGUGCAGGUGUACCCGUGGUCCCAGGAACAGAAUACCCCAUCACCUGCCUGCAGGAUGCGCAGGUGUUCACCCAGACGUACGGCUUCCCCAUCAUCUUCAAAGCAGCUUACGGUGGAGGUGGUCGUGGCAUGAGGGUGGUCAGAGAGUACGAGGAACUUGAGGAGAAUUACCAGCGGGCCUACUCUGAAGCCCUGACGGCUUUCGGGAACGGAUCUCUGUUUGUUGAGAAGUUUAUUGAAAAGCCAAGACACAUUGAAGUACAGAUCCUCGGCGAUAAAUAUGGUAAUGUCAUCCACCUUUAUGAGAGAGACUGCUCCAUUCAGCGGAGACACCAAAAGGUUGUGGAGAUUGCACCUGCUUUCCAACUGGAUCCUCAUCUGAGAGACCGACUCCACGCUGAUGCUGUCAACCUCGCCAGACUGGUGGGCUACGAGAACGCAGGGACCGUGGAGUUCCUGGUCGACAGACACGGCAAACACUACUUCAUCGAGGUCAACUCUCGACUGCAGGUUGAACACACUGUCACCGAAGAAAUCACUGAUGUGGACCUGGUGCAUGCCCAGCUGCGUGUGUGUGAGGGCCGCAGCCUGCCAGAACUGGGCCUCAGACAAGACAAGAUCAGGGUCAACGGCUGUGCGAUUCAGUGCAGAGUGACGACCGAAGACCCGUCCAGAGGCUUCCAGCCAGACACCGGAAGGAUUGAGGUCUUCCGAAGCGGCGAAGGCAUGGGCAUCCGCCUAGACAGCGCCUCGGCCUUCCAGGGUGCGAUCAUUUCGCCCCACUACGACUCCCUGUUGGUAAAAGUCAUCGCCAGUGGAAAGGACCUGCAGAUGGCAGCUUCCAAGAUGAGCCGAGCCCUGGCCGAGUUCAGAGUGCGAGGGGUCAAGACCAACAUCCCGUUCCUCCAGAAUGUUUUUGCCAACCACCAGUUCCUCCACUCCACCGUGGACACCCAGUUCAUCGACGAGAACCAGGAACUCUUCAACCUCAAACCCACUCAGAACCGAGCCCAGAAAUUACUGCACUACCUGGGUCAUGUGAUGGUAAAUGGACCAACCACACCCAUCCCAGUCAAGGCUAAGCCUUCCUCCAUAGACCCUGUCAUCCCUCCUGGCAUUUUGGGCGACCCUCCGGUCGGUUUCCGUGACAUUUUGCUGCGCGAUGGUCCUGAGGGAUUCGCCAAGGCUGUCCGCGCCCACCAAGGUCUGUUGCUAAUGGAUACCACCUUCAGGGAUGCCCACCAGUCGCUCCUGGCAACCAGGGUUCGGACCCACGACCUGAAGAUGAUCUCACCAUUUGUCAGCCACAACUUCAGCAACCUUUUCAGCCUGGAGAACUGGGGAGGUGCUACCUUUGAUGUGGCCAUGCGCUUCCUGUCAGAGUGCCCAUGGAAGAGACUCCAGGAGCUUAGAGCUUUGAUCCCAAAUGUCCCAUUCCAGAUGCUGCUGAGAGGGGCCAACGCCGUGGGCUACACCAACUACCCUGACAACGCUGUCUUUAAGUUCUGCGAGGUGGCCAAGGAGAACGGCAUGGACAUCUUCCGCGUGUUUGAUUCCCUGAACUACCUGCCUAACAUGCUGCUGGGCAUGGAGGCUGCUGGAGCAGCAGGUGGCGUAGUGGAGGCUGCCAUCUCGUACACAGGCGACGUCUCUGACCCAAUGAGGCAGAAGUACUCUCUGGAUUACUACGUGAAACUGGCAGACGAGCUUGUCAAAGCCGGAACCCACAUCCUCUGUAUCAAGGACAUGGCCGGCCUGUUGAAGCCCGAGGCCAGCAAGCUUCUGAUUGGCUCUCUGAGAGACCGUUUCCCAGACGUACCCAUCCAUGUGCACACACACGACACAGCUGGAGCCGGAGUAGCCGCCAUGCUGGCCUGUGCCGAGGCUGGAGCUGACGUAGUGGAUGUGGCUGUCGACUCUAUGGCUGGGAUGACCUCUCAGCCCAGCAUGGGAGCCAUUGUGGCGUGUGCCAAGGGGACCAAGCUCGACACCGGCAUUGCUCUGGAGAAGGUAUUUGACUACAGUGAAUAUUGGGAAGUAGCCAGAGGCCUGUAUGCUCCAUUCGACUGCACUGCCACCAUGAAAUCAGGCAACGCUGAUGUCUACGAGAACGAGAUACCCGGAGGACAGUACACUAACCUUCACUUCCAGGCUCACAGCAUGGGACUGGGAAAUAAGUUCAAGGAGGUGAAGAAGGCCUAUACUGAAGCCAACAAACUACUUGGAGACCUCAUCAAGGUGACUCCAUCCUCUAAGAUUGUGGGUGACUUGGCCCAGUUCAUGGUGCAGAACAACCUGACCAGGGCAGAAGUGGAGGAGAGGGCCGAUGAGUUGUCCUUCCCUCUGUCUGUGGUCGAGUUCCUGCAGGGAUACAUCGGGAUACCACAUGGAGGAUUCCCCGAGCCGUUCAGAUCUAAGGUGCUGAAGUCCCUCACUCGUAUUGAGGGUCGUCCCGGCGCCUCUCUGCCACCCAUGGACUUCAAGGCCCUGGAGGUGGGACUCCGAGCUGCACACGGUGAUGAAAUCACCCCCGAAGAUGUGAUGUCAGCAGCCAUGUACCCCAAGGUGUUCCAGGAGUUCAAGGAAUUCACUGCUAACUUUGGUCCAGUGGACUGUCUGAACACCAGGCUGUUUCUGGACGGACCCAAGAUCGCCGAGGAGUUUGAGGUGGAACUGGAGAGAGGAAAGAUCCUCCACAUCAAGGCGCUGGCGCUGGGUGACCUGAACAAGGCCGGCCAGAGAGAGGUCUUCUUUGAGCUGAAUGGACAGCUGAGAUCUGUGCUGGUUAAAGACACUGUCGCCAUGAAGGAAAUGAAGUUCCAUCCCAAGGCUCAGAAGUCCAUCAAGGGUCAGGUGGGAGCACCCAUGCCUGGAAAAGUCCUGGAGAUCAAAGUGGAAGUGGGAUCCAAGGUGGAGAAGGGUCAGCCGCUGUGUGUCCUCUCAGCCAUGAAGAUGGAGACCGUGGUCAACUCCCCGGUGGCCGGUACCGUUAAGGUUGUCUAUGUCACCGCCGACACCUCCCUGGAGGGAGAUGACCUGAUACUGGAAAUCGAGGAGUAGUGUGAAAGAGGAGGGAGGGAGGGAGGUGAGGUUGAGGAAUAGGGAGGAUUUAAGACAUUUUGGCUCCCCAUUUGUACAUUUACGCUAGGGACACAAAAUGAAGCACAUAUCCAAACACCUGAAUGGUGUAAAUAGUAGAUAAUGACAAUCCUAAAUAAUAUAUUAAUUCCUUAUUGAAUUGAACCACAAAUGAAACAAUUUAGUUCCCUAGGUGUGGUGAUUAGGUCAAAACAGUACAUAUAUUAAUGUCCUGUCAACUUGUGUAAAAUAACAUAUUUUAGAAAGACAUUCCAUUAAGUAAAUGCUAGUCUUAAACGUGAUGAGCUAACCAUAUAACACUAACAGGUCUACUUGCAAUAAAAUGCCACAAUUUCCAUUUCUAUGCUGUUGGUGUUGCCUAAUAUAUUUAGAGUGCGUAGGUGAAACUUUAUAUUAAUGACUACUUAAUCAGCAGGGUUCAGACAGAAAAGAAUAGACUUGAGGAUCAUCAAAUAGAAACAAUAUUUUUGUAGCAUGCAAGACAUUAUCAAUCUCUCACAUUAGUUUCACUGGUAGCAUUUAAACUAGCUUUUUUUCAUAGUUAAAACAAAGUAAACAUGUUUACCCAGGGGGCUAAAGAAAAUAAAUCACAAUCUUUUUGUCCAACCUUUUAAAAAUAUUUUCACAAGAAGAGUAGCACAACAGAAAAACCGUAUGUUACUGUAUCAGUAAUAGUAGAUGGUUUAUUCUUUGAAAGAUCUAUGCUGGUGUUAAAUGUUUCCCCAUUUUCACCUGUCUUUAUAAUCCCUAAACCAUAAAUAGUGACAUUGUUGAAAUGAAGCUGUAGGCCAUGUUGGAGACACCAAACAGGAUUAGAGAUGUGAUUUGUGUUUUUACAAAGUACCUCUGUUAUAGUUGGUUUACAUGUGGCCCACGUGGAUCAUUUUCAGAGGUGUAAAGUCAGAGUCUUGAGGUGUCUCUGGUGUGAUGUUAGAAAAGUUGUCAGUGGAGCAGCUCCAGGCAGGCAGCGAGUAUGGUGAAUGGUCUUCUGAAUUUAUGGGGAUUUUAAUGCUAGGUGCAAAAGGGAUUACAUGGUGGCGUAUUGGAGGCAUGUGGCAUUUUCUGAGGCUCCACUGAUUGAUUUAUGAAUUAAUUCUGCCCAAUGAUGUGAAAUUAGCUUGACUAAUAAAAGACUCUGGAGACUUCUAGUAGCCGCACUCAGCUUUAUAUUUCUAGUGUGUGUGGGAGGGCAAAUUUUUAAGACUAAGUCAUCCAGAGCUGAGAACACAGUCUAAAUCUUCAUACACACUGAUGCAAAAAUAUUCACGCUUACACUCCCAGCCCUUGAGUGCUGCCUGGAUCAAAAGCAAACCAAGCCAAAUACACCUCACUGUGGUAUGGUUAUCUCCAAAAUAUUUAACAGCAAUGCAGCGGCACCCUUACUCAGCUGUCAGAUGAUCUAGCUAUGCCAGGCCUUUUAAUCUAGUUGAAGGUCUUGAACCUGAAAGUGAUCUAUGCUGAAUUGAAUGUUUAGCCACCCUGACCAGUGAAAGUAGACAGGAAAAAUUGCCUAGUUCACAUAUCAAAGUAGGAAAGGAAGGGUCACAAUCUGUUUGUAAUACAGUGAAUGAAGUGUUUGGGACAGUGAGACAGAAAAGACCCUACAACAGGUCCCUUUCCCAAAACGAGUGGGCAGCUGUGACCGAAUACAUUAAGCAAAACACAAAAAUUGAAGUUUGUACUUGGCUGGAUUGUUUUCAGCAUUUGUGCUCCAUUACCUCCCAGAAUGAGUCCCCUUUUGAACUAUGCAUCAAUACUGAGCAGUGAUGCUGCAGUUAAUUAGAACACCAAUAUUUCUCCUCACUCACCCCUGUUCACUAUAGCCCCUGCUUUUAUCAAUCUGUAAAUCUUUUGAACGAGAUGUAGUUGAACUAAGGGAUUGUAUGAAUGUGUGUUUUUGACAAGCUGUUGCACAAUAAUGUAAAGUUCCCUCCUCCUCUUCUCCUUAUUGGCUGUCCUUGUCUAGCUGCUUUUCCUGCCUCAUCCCUCCAUUCCCCUUUCCCUUCUCUCAACAGUGUAAAUUUGCACAUGUAAGAUGACCGCAUCAACUCAUGCGAUAAUGUAAACUGUAUCGCUCUGUUUCUAUGUCUUAGCCAGCAGUGAAUAUAACACAAUGCUUACGACAAUGUACUACUCUUCAGUGUCUUGGGGGAAAAAAAGAAUAAAUUGGAGAAAAAGUA